Messenger RNA from Penicillium olsonii, 585 nucleotides. Lineage: Eukaryota; Fungi; Ascomycota; Eurotiomycetes; Eurotiales; Aspergillaceae. The record is from the annotation of a GenBank genome assembly.
AUGGAUUCAUGUGCAUUUUGCAAGAUUGCUGCCUCCCAUCCUCCGGUGCCCUUCAAUGACCCUGCAAUCAAUCCCACCUCCACAGAUCCCGACUUAAGACCCGUGUCCCAUCUAAUUCUCUCUACUGAGCAUGUUCUGGCCUUCUUGGACAUCAUGCCCCUCACUCGGGGGCAUGUGCUAGUCGCCCCGAGGCAGCAUUACCACACAGUAGGAGACAUGACCGUCCAGACCGGACAGGAGAUCGGCAAGUGGCUUCCGAUCCUUUCGAGGGUUGUCAUGAAGACCGUAUUUGGAGAUGAUCUCGACAGACAUUGGAAUGUGGUCCAGAACAACGGCGAAAGAGCAGCACAGGUUGUGCCUCAUGUCCACUUCCAUAUCAUCCCCCGUCCUGCCACUGGGGCGAAUCAGAGAACGAGCUUUGCCAUGUUCGGUCGUGGGCAGAGGGAGGAGCUCGAUGAUGAUGAGGCCGAGGUCUUGGCCCGAGAGAUCAGACUCCAGCUGAUCGAGGAAGUCAAGCGCAUCCAGAAGGAGGAAGGCGUGGACUUGGCCGGUCUGAAUGCCGAUCCAAAUCGAGGGAAGCUGUGA